Molecule: messenger RNA, 2831 nt
Organism: Dendroctonus ponderosae (mountain pine beetle)
Lineage: Eukaryota; Metazoa; Arthropoda; Insecta; Coleoptera; Curculionidae
Gene: dysf
Product: neuronal PAS domain-containing protein 4
Biological process (GO): regulation of transcription by RNA polymerase II; tRNA aminoacylation for protein translation
Molecular function (GO): aminoacyl-tRNA ligase activity; RNA polymerase II transcription regulatory region sequence-specific DNA binding; protein dimerization activity
Source: RefSeq, a predicted model, not a curated record
GAACGUGCGCAAUAACAAAUCUCACGUGCAUCCUCCCGCGCAAAACCGCGCGAGAAGACACGUUCCAAUGAUUUGAAUUUCUAAAUUGCGCUCAAAUCCUCAACAUGCUUUAUAAUACCUCAAUUUUCAACUUGUAAAGUGACUUAUCAGUUAUGUUGUAUAUGGAGCAAAAGUUUGCUCCUUUGUGAUCUGUGAUCUAAGUCCAAUUGUGUUUCAAAUUAUCAAAAGCAGCCAGAAUGUUUACACGGUUCGAUGCCAACAAAUCGACUAAAGGAGCCAGCAAACUCAGACGGGACCUGAUUAAUGCGGAAAUAGCUAAUCUGCGAGAAUUGUUACCUUUACCACCUUCUACAAGACAGCGACUUUCUCAGCUUCAACUAAUGGCUCUAGUCUGCGUUUACGUUAGGAAAGCUAAUUAUUUUCAGCAAGCAUUCAAAUGCCACGAUGUUGGAUUGCAUCAGACGCCAACGCCCAAUAUAGGAUUCUCUAAGGCGUUGAGUGGCUUUCUAAUGAUGAUGACGCAAAACGGAAAACUGUUGUACAUAUCCGAUAAUGCUGCAGAGUACCUGGGUCAUUCCAUGGUGAGUGUUCUAAAGGAGGAUUUGCUCAUCCAUGGCGAUAGUGUUUACGAUAUAAUUGAUAAACAAGACCAUCAAGCCAUUCAAUGUGAACUGGGCAGGCCAGUAGUUAAUACAGGAACCAAUAAUAACGCACAGGAAGAAAAUAGAUUAUUUUUAUGUCGAAUGAACGUCUCAAGAAACGCUCGGCGCCAAAUGAGAUUCGGCGACCAAAAAGUGGUAUUAGUACAAGGGCGUUAUCUCUCUUUUUUGCCUCUAUGCAGUAGAAACGAGCCGGUAUUUUUGGCAACUUGCACACCAGUUGCAAUGCCAGAAACGCGUGAAUGCGUCGUACAAGGAGCGACCAAUGUCUUCACCUCCAUCCAUUCGAUGGAUAUGAGAUUCAUUCAUAUAGACAACAAUGGAGAAUUCUACUUAGGGUUCCCGCGGACUGAAUUGCAAGGAGUUUCGUGGUACCGGCUCCUGCACUGGGACAGUACUCGUGAGGCUCAAACCAAACAUCGACUAACAAGAGCGCUCCUGCAUCUUGCUGGCUCAAAUACAGCGCCGCUCUGGAGACUGGCUUUGGAUGCAUUGCGUGCUGCAAGUGAAGGAAAGUUCCGAAAACAACCAGCAGCCUGUAAUCGUCUGCACCAACCAAGUGCUCUCAGAAGCUGAGGCCGCGGUGAUGCGCACCAACGGGUGGUUGUAUCAUUACUAUUCCGUCCAGAACAAGUUACAUUACGGACUAGCAUACGAUGGAGCUCACCCAGCUUCGAGACUCUUAUACUAUCCCGAGCAUAGCGGUCAUGGAACUUCCGAAUUUGGAAGUUCUCACGAUGUGACAGCUUAUCCCCAUUUAGCUACCAUGCCAGUAACUCUUCAUACGCAGCUAGCGACGCACCAUGCAGGCGCAGCGACGCAUGCACACCAUAAUCAACAUCACCACCACCAUCACCAUCGGAGAGCUGAUUCGGAACCGGUGGAUUACAGCUACGGAAAACGGAAACCUAAAGAAAUCAUUCAUUUGGAACUGCAUGUAGACGCAGCAACUGAAGCCGAUGCUGGUGGUGGCGGAGAUGGCCUUCUAGUAAUAUCCCAUCUAUCGGAACGCCCGCGAACCCUCCUCAAGGUCGACCCUCAAGACUUUAUGGACCAAUGGAAUCCAAGUCCGCCCUGGUCAGAUACGCUGCAGAAAGUACCGGAUAUGUGUCAUCAGGAGUUAAGUCCUUAUGUUGGAAGCACUCCUCCAACACCUACAGCAACUCCAAGCAUGCACAUGGGAGGAGCGUUUUCUUUCGACUGGACCCCUGAACAGUUCGUACCGUCAAUGAGUGGAACCCCUGCGGUAACUGGAUCAAUCGAUGAAUUAGAACGUCCACUUUUUUGGCCAGCUUCUGAAAGGCAAUUGUUUCCCCUACAGCCGCCACCCAAAAGAAAUCACCCAUCUAGCGGCAGAUCUGACUCAGCUGAUCGAGAUACUCCUUAGCUCGGAAGCAAUCUUAGAUUCAUAGUGCAAUAACCGUACCAUUCUGUUGAAUUUCAUCCGCAGACACCUUAUUUAUAUUGAUAUGGAAACGUGGUCAGUAAAUCAAGUUGCAUUUUUCGAAGGAUUUCAUUUGGAAAGUUUAAUAAAAUUAUGUGUCUUUCGCACCUAUCUCUCAGCGGUAACAGAAAAGUGCAUGAAUAUUUAUGAUUAUGUCUUAGGCCACAUUAAGGGUUGACGUUCAGCUAAACUUUCACUUUGAUUUACUAGCCUUAAAUUGUAUUUGCGAAUAUAUACAAAGUUCCUAAAGUAGUUCACACUUUUAAUGCGUCUUGAUAAAAUGUUUAAUAUUUGUUAAACACUACUAUUUAUUUAAUGGAGACCAGUAAUAAGAAUGUGAUUUAUAAUGCAAAAAGCAGACGUUGUAAAUACGGUUAACUGUUCUUUCUAGUAAACCUAUACAUUUAAAAUGUAAGUUCCUAAGAAUCAAUAAAUUAUUUAAAAUAUUUAGUGUAAUUAAAUAAGAAAUAGAUAAUUGUGUAGUAUAAUAAUUGACAAAUAAUAUAAAGUGUUAUCUAAAUAAAUUCUAGGUUUCCGAAUCUCCAUUCUGUGGGAUACAUUCAUGGAAAGGUUAUGGGAAUUACGUGAAAUUCGAUUAGAUCACUAUUCUCAUUCAGCCCAGCAUUGUUAGGUGACAUUCAUUUGAAGUGAUCGAUAUCACAUCAAUUUAAUGUGUGUUAAUGUGUAUCAGUAUUAUUAUUUGCUAUUAAAAUGGAUCUGUUAUUUGA